AUGCGCGCUGAAAAAGCUCGGCCCAAAUAUCUACAUGUCAAAUCCAAGGCGUCAACUUGUCCAGGUGGUCGGUACGUCCAGAACCAAAGUACCGAGAAAAUUCAGAUUCCAAAAUACGAAUCAAAAUUGAGUGGAUUUGCGCUGUCUAUGCAUCUAACAUGUGAAAAUAACAAUCGCAUCAAGGACAACCCUGCAAGCCCCUCAACCAGUCCUCGAGGGAUCCCUUGGGCACAUGAACAGGAAAAGCGAAGUUUCGCUCUCGCUCUCGCUCCUUGUAAGAGCCACUUGAACAAGGAUGUCUAUCGAUGGAGGUGUGUUGUUGACCUGGAUGAGCCUCCACGGAGAGGCUCCACUGUAUGUUAA
This is a messenger RNA of Penicillium mononematosum, 363 nucleotides long. RefSeq lists its product as uncharacterized. The transcript is spliced from 2 exons. The record is from RefSeq and is a predicted model, not a curated record. Lineage: Eukaryota; Fungi; Ascomycota; Eurotiomycetes; Eurotiales; Aspergillaceae. The coding region runs from base 1 to 363 and encodes 120 amino acids.